Messenger RNA from Pelecanus crispus (Dalmatian pelican), 1047 nucleotides. The record is from RefSeq and is a predicted model, not a curated record. NCBI's taxonomy places the organism in Eukaryota, Metazoa, Chordata, Aves, Pelecaniformes, Pelecanidae.
GUCCAUAAUAUAUUGGCCGAAAUGGUCAUGGGUGGAAUGGUUUUGGAGACCAACAUGAAUGAAAUUGUCACUCAGAUUGAUGCUCAAAAUAAACUGGAGAAAUCUGAGGCUGGUUUAGCAGGAGCUCCAGCCCGGGCUGUUUCAGCUGUAAAGAAUAUGAAUCUGCCAGAGAUCCCAAGAAAUAUUAAUAUUGGUGACAUCAGUAUAAAAGUGCCAAACCUGCCCUCUUUUAAAUAACAUGGCUACUCCAGGUAAAACCAAGGAAUAAAUGUAAUAGAGAUUUACCGCAUAAUUGUUUACUAAAUAAACAACUUGUCUAACUUUUACUGUUUGGAUAAAACUCAAGGUACUGUAUAGACAUAAUUUGAAAAAUCUGUGUGUGGAGUUGAAUGUUGCUUUUGUCUUGUUUGUGAAAUUAAAGAAAAUGGGUAGUUCCCGUGUGAUUUCUAAAUUACAUUCCUAUGCCCUUGUAAGGCAUAUCACUGUGUCUUGGCUGCUGCAGUAUUUUGGGAAAGUAUUUAACAUGUUCUUUACUUUGUAUAACCUAUAAUGCUGGUUUUUUUGUAUAUUCACUAAGGUCUAUAAUUAAUGCAUUCCUUAAGUACUUCUGCUGUUUGUCAUGAUUAUUUAAGACUUAAGUGCAAAUGUUGCAUGAAAACAUUAAACUCUUGUUUUGUUUAAAUAAAAUCAUAACAAACUGGACUUCUAAAUACCUGUUUGUCUGAAAUCUACUCUUUGCAAUAAAUCACAUUAUUUCCUAUUCAUGGAGCCAACUGACUAUAUAUAAAUACUGUUGUAGCAAGCAUUAAUGUUGUAGUUUAAUCUCUGAAGGAAUUACAUGGGGGUAUUUUGUUGAACAUACUGGCUCUUUACAUUUCUCACAAAAGCUGUUCAUUAUUAUUCUGAAGGAAAAACUGCCUUUACUGAAGAUCCCAUGACUUCUGUUUACAUAUAGAUGCUGAGAAGAUACUUACACAAUCUGAUAGACUUUCCCUGAUGGUCUGACUUCGUUUUGGGAAAAAGGGUCUCUGCAGUUGCUGUGUGCGU